Thlaspi arvense is the source of this 1446-nucleotide messenger RNA. The record is from the annotation of a GenBank genome assembly. Lineage: Eukaryota; Viridiplantae; Streptophyta; Magnoliopsida; Brassicales; Brassicaceae.
GUAAUUAAAAUUUUUUUUAAAAAGUAUAAUAUUUGUGUUCGUAAUCAUGUACUAACGCACCAAGCAUAAAAAUGUUGAUACAUUCUCAUACUUUCUAAAGUCAGACCACACACACUCACACUAAAAAAAAAAAAAAAAAACAGAGCAGAUCGGCGAAAGUCAUGUUCUCCACAAAAACGAUUAUCUUUAUCGCCGUCGUGUCCCUUCUCGGAACAUUCUCAUUCGCCGCCGUUGAUACUUUUGUCUACGGCGGCUGCUCGCAACUAAAAUACUUUCCAGGAUCGCCUUACGAGUCGAACGUCAACUCUCUACUCACCUCGUUCGUUAGCUCAGCUUCUCUCUAUACAUACAGCAACUUCACCGUCGACGGAAUAUCCGGCGGCGACAGCCCCGUCUACGGAUUGUACCAGUGUCGCGGCGAUCUCUCCUCCGGUUCCGGUGAUUGCGCUAGGUGCGUCGCUCGAGCCGUUAGCCGUCUCGGAAGUCUCUGCGCCGGCGCGUAUGGUGGUGCGUUGCAGCUGGAAGGCUGUUUCGUGAAGUACGACAAUUCCACGUUCCUCGGAGUGGAAGAUAAGACGGUGGUGGUUAGACGUUGUGGAUCACCGGUUGGGUAUAACUCGGACGAGUUGACUCGGAGAGACUCGGUGGUGGGUUACUUAGCGGCGAGUAGCGGUGGCUCUUACAGAGUGGGAGUGUCGGGGGAGUUACAAGGUGUGGCGCAGUGCACCGGAGAUCUCAGUGCGAGCGAGUGUCAGGACUGUUUGAUGGAGGCGAUCGGACGGCUGAAAUCGGAUUGCGUAACAGCCGCUUGGGGUGACGUGUACUUAGCAAAGUGCUACGCGCGGUAUUUAGAGCGUGGAGGCCACUCGCGAUCCAACGGCUACGGUGGGAAUCGUGACAAUAAUGACGAUGAGAUACAGAAGACACUUGCAAUCAUAGUUGGCUUAAUUGCUGGAGUUACGUUACUCGUCGUUCUUCUUUCUUUUAUGGCAAAAUCGUGCGAGAGAGUUAAAGGUGGAAAAUAAACUACGUUAUGGGCUUUCUCGCAUCUUGACUCCGUGUAUCAUCAAAUACAUUUUAAAAAAGAAUUAAAUGCAUAAAGGAGAAAGAAAAGCGAAGAGAUUCUUCAUAUUCUCCACCCAAACCCUAAAAGAUGGUUCCUUUUUGACUCGCUUUAAUUUAAGUUUUCUUUCUCUCUCAAAUGUAUAUAGAAAAUAGAAAACUCACGCCGCUAAGAUUUGUAUCCGUAUCUUUUUAUAUUUGCCCUGUUCGUUUGGCAGCCGCAGCACCUGCGGCUGCGGCAGCGUUUAAAAUUGUUGUUCGUUUAGUUGCUGCCAGAGUAUUUACGGCAAAACGUUACGGCAUAUGCAGAUUGUUGCGUUUAAACAUUUUAAACACCAAAAAAAAUCAAUGGUAGGGUUAUGAUCUGUGGCUGCGGCUGCGACC